Messenger RNA from Notothenia coriiceps (black rockcod), 1167 nucleotides. Its product is annotated as dual specificity mitogen-activated protein kinase kinase 6-like. The record is from RefSeq and is a predicted model, not a curated record. NCBI's taxonomy places the organism in Eukaryota, Metazoa, Chordata, Actinopteri, Perciformes, Nototheniidae. Bases 340 to 1167 code for a protein of 275 amino acids. Gene Ontology annotation, biological process: protein phosphorylation; MAPK cascade. Gene Ontology annotation, molecular function: MAP kinase kinase activity; ATP binding. The transcript has 9 exons.
AAACCGCUCUCUAAACGCUCUGGACUCCAUUUCCCAUUAUCCUUUGCGCUCCAAGCAGGAAGAACGUUCUCUCGCAGGGGCUCGCACUGAUCCAAGUUAGGAGCUUUCAGCUGCCAGCCUUGGCCCAUCAUGUAAGUGCUGCGGAGAAUUCUUUGCAGUGCAAUUGCAGAAAUUACCUGUUUUCCCGACGCCUGCGGGGGCCGUGCAAUCACACCGGCGCUCUGUGCACGGACACGCACGCUCCGGACGCAAAAAGGCUCCAAGUGCAUGAAGAUCGAGGCUUGUAUUUUGCAUCUUUGUUGCAAAAAAGCAAGCCGCUGAAGCUCCAUUGCGAGGGCGAUGGAGGGAGGGAGUGAGAAAGAAGGCAAAGUCUUUUGUGCUUCCCCUCCCCCUCAUCAAAGCAAAGGGGAAAUGUCUCAGCCAAAGGGAGGUAAGAGGAAGACGCUGCUCAAGCUCCCCAAGGAGGUGUUUGAGCAGCCUCCUCCCACAGCAGUACCCCCCAGAGAUUUGGAUUCGAAAGCUUGUGUAACUAUCGGAGAGAAGAACUUCGAGGUGAAGGCUGAUGACCUGGAGCAGAUCUGCGAGCUGGGCCGGGGGGCGUACGGCGUGGUGGAGAAGAUGAGGCACGUGCCCAGUGGCCUGAUCAUGGCUGUGAAGCGGAUCCGGGCCACCGUGAACACUCAGGAGCAGAAGAGGCUGCUCAUGGAUCUGGACAUCUCCAUGAGGACCGUGGACUGUUAUUACACCGUCACCUUCUACGGAGCGCUCUUCAGAGAGGGCGAUGUCUGGAUCUGCAUGGAGCUGAUGGACACCUCCCUGGACAAGUUCUACAAGCAGGUGAUCGAGAAGGGAAUGAGCAUCCCCGAGGACAUCCUGGGAAAGAUCGCUGUCUCCAUAGUAAAAGCUUUGGAGCAUCUGCACAGCAAUCUGCAAGUCAUACACAGAGACGUGAAGCCCUCUAACGUGCUGAUCAACACGCAGGGCCAGGUGAAGAUGUGCGACUUCGGCAUCAGCGGCUACCUGGUGGACUCCGUGGCCAAAACCAUGGACGCCGGCUGCAAACCCUACAUGGCACCUGAGAGGAUCAACCCUGAGACCAACCAGAAGGGCUACAGCGUUAAAUCUGACAUCUGGAGUCUGGGAAUCACCAUGGUAAAUCAGCUUUAA